Molecule: messenger RNA, 600 nt
Organism: Fonsecaea multimorphosa CBS 102226
Lineage: Eukaryota; Fungi; Ascomycota; Eurotiomycetes; Chaetothyriales; Herpotrichiellaceae
Exons: 1
Coding region: 1-600 (199 amino acids)
Molecular function (GO): peroxiredoxin activity
Source: RefSeq, a predicted model, not a curated record
AUGCGGGUCAACUACGUUCCUGAACCGAGUGCGUCCACGCCGUCGUCAGAACGGGAAAUCGUCGAUCGUAUACGCGCCCGCCGGGCUCCCGAUGGCCUCCUCGAGCUCGAUCGGAUCCUCCUUCAUUCGGUGCCACUGGCAGCAGGAUGGGACUGUUUCUUCAGGAACAUCCGCACCAAUACUUUACUGGCUGCGGACGUCCGGGAACUGGCGAUUUGCAGAGUGGCAGUCUUGAAUCAGGCAUGGUAUGAGUGGAUGCAUCACGCACCGCUGGCACGCGCGGCUGGCAUAUCAGAAACAGCAUUGGACAGUAUCUUGGCCGGUGGACAGGAGGGCUUGAGCCGCACUUUACAGCUCGUGGUGCGAUACACCGAUGCAGUGACCAAGGAUGUGGCAGUUUCCGGACAGCUGUUCGACGAGGUCCAGGCGGCAUUCAGCACUCGAGACGUGGUAGAGCUUACCGCGACCAUCGCAGCCUACAACUGCGUGAGCAGGUUCCUUGUUGCCCUCAACAUAGGGGAUUGCAAUGAGCGCCCACCGGGCAAAUUAACUCCACGAGAAGACAAGGACCAGGCAAGAAGUGUCGUGUCGCGCUUCUGA